Molecule: messenger RNA, 2685 nt
Organism: Oreochromis niloticus (Nile tilapia)
Lineage: Eukaryota; Metazoa; Chordata; Actinopteri; Cichliformes; Cichlidae
Product: C-type lectin domain family 4 member M
Exons: 6
Coding region: 86-1780 (564 amino acids)
Source: RefSeq, a predicted model, not a curated record
AUUUUUACACAGUUCACAUGCUCACAAAAUGCAGAUUGCCUCAGAUAUAUAAGGACCCAACUGAACCAGCAAUACAAAUAAAAUCAUGGAUCAAGCCUAUAUGGGCAUGGAGGACGUAUCAGGUAGCAACGUAAAGUUGAGAAGGCUGGUAGAAACUUCAGAAGACAAUUCUAUCGAUGAUGAAGUGAGUCAAACUGUGCAAUGUGAAACGACUGGACUUGGACUCCCAGGUUCUGAAUUUGUAAAGAAGAGUUACUGCAGGGCUGCUGUGAUUCUUCUGGGUCUGCUGUGUCUUUUCCUCCUGAUUGGACUCAUAAUUGUGUUUUUUCUCUUCUCCCAAGGCAAAUCUCCUGGUGAAAUGGACACAGUGUUGCUACACAGGCUUUACAACAACGUGACCUGCGAGAGAAACCAGUUACUGACCAGUUACAACAACCUGAAAACUGAAAAGGACCAAUUACUGACCAGUUACAACAACCUGACAACCGAACGAGAACAGUUACUGACCAGUUACAACAACCUGAAAACUGAAAAGGACCAAUUGCUGACCAGUUACAACAACCUGACAACCGAACGAGAACAGUUACUGACCAGUUACAACAACCUGAAAACUGAAAAGGACCAAUUGCUGACCAGUUACAACAACCUGACAACCGAACGAGAACAGUUACUGACCAGUUACAACAACCUGAAAACUGAAAAGGACCAAUUGCUGACCAGUUACAACAACCUGACAACCGAACGAGAACAGUUACUGACCAGUUACAACAACCUGAAAACUGAAAAGGACCAAUUACUGACCAGUUACAACAACCUGACAACCGAACGAGAACAGUUACUGACCAGUUACAACAACCGGAAAACUGAAAAGGACCAAUUACUGACCAGUUACAACAACCUGACAACAGAACGAGAACAGUUACUGACCAGUUACAACAACCUGAAAACUGAAAAGAACCAAUUACUGACCAGUUACAACAACCUGACAACCGAACGAGAACAGUUACUGACCAGUUACAACAACCUGAAAACUGAAAAGGACCAAUUGCUGACCAGUUACAACAACCUGACAACCGAACGAGAACAGUUACUGACCAGUUACAACAACCUGAAAACUGAAAAGGACCAAUUGCUGACCAGUUACAACAACCUGACAACCGAACGAGAACAGUUACUGACCAGUUACAACAACCUGAAAACUGAAAAGGACCAAUUGCUGACCAGUUACAACAACUUGAAAACCGAACGAGAACAGUUACUGACCAGUUACAACAACUUGAAAACUGAAAAGAACCAAUUGCUGACCAGUUACAACAACAAAGUUAAAGAGAGAGACCAGCUCCAGACAAGAUUUGAAGACAUGACCAAAAAUAGAGACAAUCUUCAGAGAAAGCUUCAAGAUUGUCGAGAAAACUGGGUGGCCUUCAGUAAUAGUUUGUAUCUAGUGUCUUCGGUGAGGAAAUCCUGGGAAGAAAGCAGACAAGACUGUCUUCAAAAAGGUGCAGACCUGAUGAUUAUCAAAAGCCGAGAACAACAGAAUUUUGCUAACCAGUUCAAGAAGUCUUUGUGGAUUGGACUGACUGACUCUGAGACAGACGGGACAUGGAAAUGGGUGGAUGGGACUCGCAUGACCACAAGCUACUGGAAAAGUGGGGAACCAAAUGGUGGCAGAAUUGAAAACUGUGGAGAAAUAAGAUUUUACAACUCAGAAAACAGCUGGAAUGAUGCACCAUGUUCCAUUGAAAAAUUCUGGAUAUGUGAGAAGAGAGUUUCUCCAUAAAUUAACAUCCAUGCCCAACAAAUAGUGCAGAACACAGAGCCAUGAGAUGAACUCCCGAAAUGAACCUGAACAGAAAACAGUGGACACUUAGGCUAUGUCCACACAUACACGGGUAUUUUUGAAAACGCAGCUUUUUCUAUGCGUUUGGGCCUUUUGUCCACUGAAAACUGAGAUUUUUAAAAACUCCUGCCAGGGUGGAGAUUAUCGAAAACUCAGUUUUUGCAUUUACAUGUGGACGAGCAAAAUGGAGAUUUAGCCACGCAACGUCAAAGGUGUGCGCCUUUUUUAACGUCAGAUCUGCAGUUUUUACACGCUUACAUAAACACACGCCGUUACUUUCCCUCCAUUUAGAAAAACAGAGGCGUCAGAGUGAACUUCGGAUGUGGCUUUUACAUUCAACACAGACGCUCUCACAACCUAAGUAUAAUAUUGAGGAAUAAUUCCACCUCACUGUCUGUCCACACAUAGGACUCAUUUCUCCUUCUAUGCACCAUCUUUGUUUACGCUUUCCCUCCCAAGGUUCUAGACUUCUGAUUGGCCAACAUUUCUACACAGGUAGGAUUAUAUCACGGAGAUAUUUUACAAAAAUGCACGCGUGGAUGAGAUUUUUUUUUAAAAAACGAAAACGGAAAAUCUCCACUUACAAAAAUACCCGUGUACGUGUGGACAUAGUCUUAGAUGGAAACAAGUUUAAAGGGUUUUUGCUUUGCUUUCUAAGUCAAGAAUGUCUUUUGUUACUAUAUCCACGAUCUUUGACAAUUUUAAGACCCGUUAGAUUAAAAAACUUGCUCAACAAUCCCAUGCUCAAAAAUUCUCAUCUUAUAGAAAAAUAUUCUGUUAUCAUAAACUUUCCAUCUGUAUUUACAAUUUAAUCAUUAAAAUGUUGACAAUUUGGACUUGUUUUA